AUGGAGACAGCAGCAGUGGUAGAAGAAGGAUUCUUUGAUGUGAAGAACUCAGUGAAGCCGCCAUGUCAGUCCUCGAGAUCUCGCUCUGUCUCUGUUCCUGCCCGGAAUCACGAGAAGCUCUCUGCACCGGUGUCGAUCUACAGAGAACUUCCUCCAACAUCUUACUGCGUAAAGUUCGAGUCUUUUGCGACCAUGAUGAAACAGGUCAAGGAUGGCAAGUACGAGUCGCGCCCUUUCUCCGUCGGCGGACACAAUUGGUACGCGUGCACGUCGCUCUCAAUCUCAUUUUGUGUACAAGUCUUCAACUUUAUAAUUUGA
Thlaspi arvense is the source of this 318-nucleotide messenger RNA. Lineage: Eukaryota; Viridiplantae; Streptophyta; Magnoliopsida; Brassicales; Brassicaceae. The record is from the annotation of a GenBank genome assembly.